AUGGCCCUGGAGGCUAAUCUGGGCCGCGGCCGCCAGGCGCAAACUCUCAUUGCGCAAAUCCUGGCAGAACGCGGCCUGAAUUUGUCUGUGGUCACUGAGCCCUACUGGGCGCCGCGAGACGACCCUUAUUGGGUUGUGGCGCCCGGGGGCUCUGCAACUAUUAAAAAGCAACGAGCUCCUCUGCUCCAGUCAAACAAGCUGGAUGGUAACAGGGCUCUGCCUGUAUACGAGAGUAUCCUCGACGGGAUAGUGGACUUCAUCCGCCAUUGCGUACUCCGAUCCGUCGUGGUCGACGGGGACUUCAACGCUCAUAGUUCCGUAUGGGACGGGCGUCUCCGGCGGCCGCAUCUGCGGGGAAGGUCCCUGGAGGAAUGGGCGGCGACGAACGGCCUUUUGCUGCUGAACAGAGGGUCGGAGGACAUCUUCGAUCCGCCUGUUGGUGAGCCGCCGAAAUCAUCGAAGCUCGCCGGCAUGCAGUUGCCUGCAAACAGGCCCUUUUCAGAGCCCAAGCACUUCUUAGAGCUCAACAGUGGGGAGGAAGUCGCGAGGUAG
Molecule: messenger RNA, 552 nt
Organism: Odontomachus brunneus
Lineage: Eukaryota; Metazoa; Arthropoda; Insecta; Hymenoptera; Formicidae
Exons: 3
Coding region: 1-552 (183 amino acids)
Molecular function (GO): catalytic activity
Source: RefSeq, a predicted model, not a curated record